Molecule: messenger RNA, 9843 nt
Organism: Etheostoma spectabile (orangethroat darter)
Lineage: Eukaryota; Metazoa; Chordata; Actinopteri; Perciformes; Percidae
Gene: letm1
Product: leucine zipper-EF-hand containing transmembrane protein 1
Exons: 16
Coding region: 305-2605 (766 amino acids)
Biological process (GO): intracellular monoatomic cation homeostasis
Cellular component (GO): mitochondrial inner membrane
Molecular function (GO): ribosome binding; calcium ion binding
Source: RefSeq, a predicted model, not a curated record
CAACACCAGUUUGACGUCACUUGGGAGCCUGGUUCGGUUUGCUGUCAUCUACGUAGAAGGGAAGGGCAUGACAUGGAUCUAAAUUUUCCGAUGUACAAUAAUUCAUGCGUCGUAGCUUGUUAAAAGUUUUUUUUUUUGCUGUUCCUAUGUACCACAUUAGCGGUUUAUUUCGUUUUGACAUCUUGAACAACCAGUGGCUAGCAUACCGGCUGCCUAUCUUGUGACUUACUGUAGCUAACUGUAACUGUUAAAGGUAACCGUUAACGUUAGCUAGCUAACGCUAAUUCAAACAGAAAGCUUCCGCAUGGCGUUAAUCCUAUUUACGAGGUCUCGGGCACCUUUAGUGAAAACCUCCAGGUCGUUAAAAAACGAAUUCAGGAAAGGUAAAGGAAAAGCACAAGAUGGUGCCUGUUUCAACUGCACAGCACUCAGACUCUCCGGUCAAAAGCUUGAUGGGCUCCGACUUGGCAGUGUGGCCCAGGUCUCUCCAUCCGGUCCUUCCCUUCCUUUGUCAGACGGAUAUGUGGGCCCCUGCCACAGCCUGGACUUUCAGCGCCUCUACUGUGGUUUUUUGUUGGGGGCCCCCUCUUCACCGCACCCCGCGACCACAGCGGGGGCCCAGUGGACAAUAGCACGACCCAGGGACGCCUGCGCCGUUAGGUGGAUACACACCUCCAGCAGGAGAUGGGACGACUCCAAGGUGGAGAAGUCCCUGCGUUCGCUGAAGGACAAGAAGAAGAAGCUCGAGGAGGGAGGACCGGUGUACAGCCCGACGCUGGACGCACCUGUGAGACGGACACUCCGGCAGUGGGUCGUAGAUGAAGUCAAGCACUACUACCACGGCUUCAGGCUGCUGUGGAUCGAUACCACCAUCGCUGGGCGGAUGCUGUGGAGGGUGCUGAACGGACACCCCCUGUCCCGCCGCGAGAGGAGACAGUUUCUCAGAACGUGUGCCGACGUCUUCAGACUCCUCCCCUUCCUGGUGUUCAUCAUCGUCCCCUUCAUGGAGUUCCUGCUCCCCGUAGCUCUGAAACUCUUCCCCAACAUGCUGCCGUCCACCUUCGAGACAAAGUCAAAGAAGGAGGAGAGGUUGAAAACGGAGCUGAGAGUCAAACUGGAGAUGGCCAAGUUCUUGCAGGACACCAUCGAGGAGAUCGCCCUGCGGAACAAGGCUGCCCAGGGGAACGUGACGGAGGAGUUCUCCACCUUCUUCCAGAAGAUACGGAACUCCGGGGAACGUCCCAGUAAUGAGCAGAUCAUCAAAUUCUCCAAACUGUUUGAGGACGAGCUGACUCUGGACAACCUGACCCGGCCUCAGCUGGUGGCUCUCUGCCGCCUCCUGGAGCUCCAGUCAAUAGGGACCAACAACUUCCUCCGCUUCCAGCUCAUCAUGAAGCUCAGGAACAUCCGGGCAGAUGACAAGCUGAUAGCCGAGGAAGGGGUGGAGAGUCUGAACGUGAACGAGGUGCAGGCAGCGUGUCGCGUCAGAGGGAUGAGAUCUCUGGGAGUCACAGAGGAACGACUGAGAGAACAGCUCGCCCAGUGGCUGGAGCUGCAUCUGAACCAGCAGAUCCCCACGUCCCUGCUGCUGCUGUCCCGGGCCAUGUUCCUCCCCGACACGCUUUCCCCCGCCGACCAGCUGAAGACCACACUGCAGACGCUGCCCGAGAUGGUGACGAUGGAGGCCCAGUUGAUGGUGGCAGAGAUGGAGCUCUCCAAGGUGGACAACAAGGCCAAGGUGGAGACCACGCUGCAGGAGGAGGCGGCUAUACGCCAGGACAACAAGGAUCGGGAGAAUGAGAGGCUGGCCGACGCUGCGGAGAAGGCCGCCAGGGAGGGUGAGUUGGAGUUUGAAGCCGAGCCGGUUAAAGCUGACGUGGCUCCACAUUCAGAGACGCUGAGGGACCCAGCACCUGUCAUAGAAGGAAUCAAGUUUGAACAGUGGCAGACAUUCCUGCGCUACCAGGGGGAGGAGAUCACCAAAGAAGAGAUUGACCUGUUGAGUGACGCGUGCUCCAAGCUGAAGGGCCAGAAGAGGCUGUUAACUCUGGAGAAAGAAGAGCUGGAAGAACUGAAGGACGAUGUCCAGGAAUACAACGAGGAUCUGGAAGAGAUAAAGAAAGAGCUUUCUAAAACCGGCCAAGAAAAGGCUCUGGAGGAAUCAAAGGCGAGCCAGCGACUGUCUAAGAGAGUCAACCGCAUGAUCGGUCGCAUUGACAAGAUCAUCGGGGAGCUGGAGAAGGACAAAGUCAUCCUGGACGGACAGAUGGACAGUGGGACCAGCCCGCCUGUCGGUCUGUUCUACACCUUCAGGGAGAACCUGAUCAGCAUCGACGAGCUGAUCGGCGUCAUGCGGCAGAUCCAGAACAUUCCCGAGCACAAGCUGCAGAGCAUCGCCGAGGCCCUCGACGACAACAAGGACGGCAAGAUUGACAUCGACGACGUCAUCAAAGUGGUGGAACUGAUCGACAAGGAGGACAUAGACAUCUCCACCACCCAGGUGGCCGACAUCAUGCUGAUGCUGCAGAAGGAGGAGAAGCUGCUGGAGAAGGAAAAGGCCAAAGAUAAAGCGGAGAAGGAACAGGCAGCCACACUCAACAACUAACUCAUUUCCCAUAAAGACACAUAGCCGUGUAAAACCCGGUCACAGAAGACUCUGGCCCCCAUAUGGUUCUUGAGAGAGAUAUUAAAUGUCAUUUCAACAUAAAUUUGAGCUCCUAAAAAUGAAUUGUUAUACAAUUAAAAAGAAGGCAUAUUGCCUUUUAAAAUGCACAAAAUUAAGAAAAAAGAAACCGUGUUAUGUAAAUGUUAAAUCUUUCUGGACCUACAUGUUGAUAUUUGGUUUUGUGAAAUUUUCCUCAAUAAUUAAUUGAUAGAGGGAACAAAUGACAUGAAACCGUGAUUGUUCUCGUGACUGAAGAGAAGACAAAUUGAACAAAAACCAUGUUCGGAAAAUAUAUAUUAGGAGAAUUCUUGUUUAAAGUUUGAGGUGAACCGUCUUGCCUUUCAUUUCAUUUAUGUCAUCAUAUCAGAGAAAUGAGAGAUCAUUUCUGGAAUUUUGCACAGUACAAAAUCAUCAUCAUUACCACCAUUUAACUCACUUACUUUCUUCUUUUGAUUGUUUAUUCAUCAUACUCUUAUAUUGUAAAGUAACCUGUUAUAUUUUUUUUCUUCUGAAUUGUACUUGGACAGGGUAGCUUAUUGCUGUAGGAGGAUAGAAUGGUGGCUGCAAACCAAAUAUAUAAAUACACACAGCCUAGAAAUUCAUUCAAAAACAUAGAAUAAAGUGUGAGUUUGAAGAGCAGAAUUCAAAAAUAAUAAAAACCAAAAAGGGACAUAGCUGUACGUUAAUCAUUCCUUCUAAAACAGAAGUAAAUGGAGGCUUCAUGCUGUAGACGUGUUUGUCCAAAAAGCCAAGAACUGAAGUUAGCAUCGGUAUUAAAUAUAACUACACUGGAUAAUUUUGAACUGACUACAUAAUAAUCUUUGAUCUUGUUGUAGCACAGCUCUCAUAUCUAUUCCUGUUGUGUUCAAUAGAUCUCUCUAAAAUGCCAAAGUUGCACUGUGGUACAGUUAAUAACAGGGUCAACAAACAAACCAGUUAGGACUGGCUGAUUUAUAAUAAUCAGUAUAGCAACACCAAAACAAAACAGCCCGCCAGUCAAAGAUUGCUCAGUUUGGAGGUUGUCUACGGAGCCCCUAAAGCAAGUGUGUCAAACAUAUGGGCUGUUGGGCCAGAACCGGCCCGCCAAAGGGUCCAAGUAGGCCCACUGGAUGACUUUUCAAAGUGUGAAAUUAGCAGAGAAGUAAUUUAUUCUAAUUCCAAAUUUGCCACUUUCAUCUCAGAAUAUUCAAGUUCUUUUUCUGUAAAUGUACUACUUUAAUCUUAGAAUAGUUUUUUCUCGGACUAUUACCCCUUUCUCCUGGGUCUGUAACAUUAAUAUUUUUUUCCCACAAUGGCCUUAGAACGCUGUCGUAGCAGAAGCAACUUGCGUUUGGCAACAUCAAGCUGACAAGUUGCAGAUAAAGUUUCUGAUCUUUCUGGAGUGGUUUAUUGGUCCGGCCCACUUGAGAUCAAAUGCUGCCGAGAAGGUAUUAUUAUCCUGAAAACGCAAAAUAUCCCUAUUAUUGUCAUUAACUUAAAGAUAAAAAGGCUGAUUUCAUGCUGUGAAAUGUUAUCUUUAGUCACAUAACAAUAACAGUACUAAGUUUGUAUAAUUUUUGCUAGCCCUAGAUUGGUUUCUCGUAAGCACGAGAUACUCUCACAUGCUCACAAGAAGAGUUUGUGGUGCGCACCAGAAAAAUAAAUUGCCCAUGUCCCUUAAGGAGCUCCGUAGUUGUCUGCUCAGAAGGUAGAAAGUAGCUUGUUGGGGAAUGUAAACUAGUUUAUUUUUCACACAUGAUUAGUGUGAUAACCUAAUCUUGUCCUCCAUAGUUUAAAUACAAAGUGGCCUUCCUUUGACACAGAUAUAAUGGCUCAUAUACUGUUGUAUAUUUAUUUUGGAGUAUUACAUGGACAUGGUAGAGCUCUGAUAGGAUUUACAUGAUCACUUAGUUUAGAGCUGAAGACGUCUGGAUGAAUUUAGCUGUAGCUAAGGUUGUUUGAGGCACAUACUGAGUCCUCAGUAAGAUUGUUGGUUUUAUUGACAUUGUAGCGAUGAAUGUGUGGGUUAUUCAAAGAACAAGGAAGAAGUGAUGAUUUCAGAUAUUAUCGGAGUCAUUUAACAACGUUUCCAUUCAUCUUGCUGCCUGUUGGCAUUUAUUCUACUGUGUUCACACUGCAAGCAGCAUGGCUGUUCAGCUGAGGAUGAUUUUGAUUUUAUUUAUUUCAUUUUGGCAAUUAUUUAAAAUAUAAAAUGUCAAAAAACAUUGGAAAAAUCCCCAUAACAUGGGCCCACAGUGACAUUUUUAAAUUACUUGUUUUGUCGAAUUAACAACCAAUGAUCUGCGGGUUUAAUUUACAAAGAGAUAAAACAAAGAAAAGAAAAUCCGCACAUUCUUACGUUUUAGAAGUCGGAACCAGCUAAUGUUCAUAUGGAUCAGAUUCAUUCAAAUUCAAUUUAAACAAUAAAAAAAAUCUGCUGUGUUGGUAUUUACUACCAACAGGGUAAAUAACCCAUGACUUAAGUUGUUAUAAGCUGCUGACCUGAAAAAUUGAGCUUUUCAGAAGACAAAAGUGGAUACAGACGUGAGGAAUCAGCAGAGAGAUUUGGGAGACUGUGGGGUCCUGACACUAAGCUAACUUUAUGUCCCAUAUUACACUUGCAGCAAGCAUUUUUGUACCAAGUCAAAUAUCCAAAUUCCAGUUUUAGGCUAACGAUAUGUCUGUUAGUUAAGAUAACAAACGUAAUGUCAGACAUAUGGUUAGCUUAGUGUCAGGAUCCAACAGUCUCCGGGUCGGCAGCUUAUAAAAAUUUAAGUAAUGGGUUCUUUGCAUGGUUGGAAGUGAUUAUCACCAUAAAGCAGCCUUUAGGAAUUUUUUGUUGUUUUAUUUUUUAAAUUGACGAGGAGGAAUCUUGACGCAGUACAAGUCAAUAGAGAGCGGACAGUUGUUUUCCCAUCCUGGGAAGACUUAAAUAGGCUUUGUCUCUUUUGGUAUCUGUUGUUUAUGAAUUCAAAUGAAAUUGUUAAAUAAUGAAGAAAAACAGAAAUAUUAUCCCAUUGGCGCAGUUUGCCUGGCUGCUCAGCUCUGAGGAAAAUAAAUGGACUCCUGUUGAGGCGUUUGUUGUGUUGCUUGCAGUGUGAAAUCACAGUAAAGGGGUUGAUUCACCUUUACUGUUGUGUAGAAUGUUGUGUAGUUAUUCCUCCACGGCAACCAGAAAAGAGCUCAGGUGUAAACGUUAGAAGACAAAGUGGUACUUAAGAUAAAGCUGAGUGGACGACGCUCAAUUUAUUCCCUUCCCGGAAUCGGCUGUCUCUAACCGUUGAUGAUGAUGGUUGGUGUCCCACCAGGCACUGUCCCGGGCCCGAGCCAGCGCUGCCUGCUCUGCUCGGCCUGGGACUAGUCAGACUGAUGGCUGCGGGGUAAACACUCGCCCCAUACAUGGGCCACAGCCAGCUCCACUGGAGGGUUGUGUUUAGGCUGGAGACGAUCCUGCGGGACAUGGCAUGCUCUCUGCCCAAUCAAUCAGCAGUGGGUGUAAACAUGUCACGAUCGUUGGGACAACUCCUCCUUUACACUUGGCAGGAGAGAGCGGUGUUUGUGUCCCCGUGUCUGACACUGUGUACAUCAGCGGCACCUUCUAGGCCCGAAGGGGUCAAAGGUCAGAGCGGGGGAAGAUGCGUGACAGUGACGUUUUAGGAGUGUUAAUCACAAGUUUAAUCACAAUACGAUAUUCCAUCGAUUCUUUGGACAACAAUACGAUAUUUGCUGAUAUCUUGAAAAUCAGUCACAAUACAACUUUGUUUCAUAUUAAUUCAGAGGCCUGUGAACAAUAUUAGACAAUAUCAUAUGGCCAUUUAACACAGUUCCGUUUCUAUCAACUCAAAAAGGCAACUAAAAUAAGAUUUGACAAAUUUAUUUGUGAUCUCUUCAAAGUAAGAACAAGCUAUUCUUUUUAGUAAAAAGAAUAAAUAUAAAUUGGGAAUCUAAAAUAAAUUUAUUUAUUUACAAAUGAAAUGGAUCGAUAAUUUUUACUGUGCAUAUUUAAUAUUGGAUUGUGGAACACUGAAUGGAUAUAUCAUUACACCCAUAUGACGUAUACCAGAGCAUGCCAUGAUAUGCCAGCAUAUCCAAAAUCAAAAGUUAUUCAUUAUACAAACUUAAACGUGAGAAGCUUGAAUCAGAAAGUGCUUGUCAUUUCGACUUUAUAAAUCACUUCAAACUCCGUGCACUGGUAUAUUCAUUAUGAGGAAUAUAUAUUUCAGCCAUACAGUCAGUGAUAUGCUCAUAUCCUACAUGUUACCAGAAUAUGACUAUGAUAUAUGAAAACCUGUCAAACCUUCACAUGCAUUCAAGAAAUCCUUUGGGGGGAAAAAUAAUGCAUUUUGAAAAGGAGAUCAUGUAGAAACCCUGAUUUGAAUAUCAGCACAACGCCACAUGCCAGUCACUGAAUACAGACUUAAAGCUAAAAGAAUAUGUUUGCCUAGAUUUCCAAAACUAAGCUUUUAUUAACAAAACCCCCCCGAAACAAAGACUUUUGCAGCCGUUUGGGAUUGUGUUGUCCAAUGUGUGAGGAGUGGAGCGGAGUUCUCUUUUCACCGCUUGCAGCAGUGUUGCACUACUUAAAAAAAAGAAAAAGAAAAAGAAAGUCUACCCAAGGGAGGAGGAAAGGACAGGUCCAGUUGGCAGCAGGAGCAUUAAGACAGCGAGCUUAAAUAAAUAGUUUUUCAUACAGUGACUUUAGUUUGACAUCUUAGGCUCGUUAGAAUUGGGCUGCCUAUCGUUCACAUCCUUUUUUUGGAUACCAAUUUCAUAAAAAUCCAAUGUGAGUGGGGUUGGGCAUUGUUUAACAAUUCUGAUUCCAAUUCCUACUCUUCCUUUUGAUUCCGGUUCUUAUUGAAUCUCGAUUCCGGUUCUUUGGGGGGUGGGGUUGAAACGGGUCACAUGCUUAUUUCACAAAUAGGAGGAAAGUUGUAUUUUGAUGCAUUGGUGGGUUGCAGUUUUCCAGAGCUUUAUCCACGUCAAAUAAAGCCAGACUAGAGCGGCGCUUACUGUUCUCCAAGGCUGCAACACAUCAAGCGCCUGGUUGCUACGGAAACCAAAUCUCGCGCAUGUUAAAUAUGGACAUGAUGAUCGGAUUUGAAACCCAAUCCUCCACGAUUCCAAUAAAGAAACAUCUUAAUUUUUGAAACUAUUCCAAGUAGGAAUGGGUUCUCGAUGCCCAAUCCUAAAUGUGGAGCAGGUGCCUCGGAGGGGGACUAACAGGUCAACAUUUUUCAAAGAAACUCCCGCACAUAAUAAUAUAUCAAAUUACAUAGGAGGCAACGUUUUGGUACUAGACCGUCUUCAGACAUUGGAAGAUGUCUAGUACCAAAACGUUGACUAUUAAACUAUUUUUUUUCUGUGCAAGUCACAGUGUCUGGUGUUUCGUUGCAGCAUAAACAUCCAUUUUUGCAAAAGAAAUUACAAAAUUAGGCAUUACAGCACAAAUCGUACAACUACGUGUAACCUAGAGGUCUUCCUGCGUUCCUCUACGACGUGUAAUGUUAGACAGCCAAUCACAAGCGUUUUCAGAUCUUGCUUAUUGGCUCCCAGACGCGGAUGAGAUGUACUCCUCAGGUAUUGAAAUUUGGUAUUGAAUGACAAAGCCUUUUUUUUUUUAAUUAAAAGGAAAUUGCCUAAAACUGCCUAAAAAAAUUAAAAAAAACGAAUUAGAAACAGAGGAUUUUUUUUUUAAGCUCGCUGUCGUAACUCUUUGACUCUGCUGAGUAUUGUCAUUGUAGACUGUAAAUGCACUAUAAAUUUGUGAUAAAGCUAGUGUUAAGUGUUUGGACUCAGGGUGUGGAUGUGGUCUGAGCGGAUUGAGUACCAGCAGGGAGCUGACGCAGCAGCGUUGGGAUCUACGAUUUAAAAAAAAAAAAACCCCGUCCAAAAAAAGAUUCCUGUUGAGUUUUCAGGAGACCAAAUUGUGUAUCUUACGUCUACUAGAAGAACAAAUAUUUAAAACAAUAAGUUGUUUAUGCAUCAUGCACCUACCUUUUUAAAUCAUUUUGUGUUCCUCCCUUUUCUGGAGGCAGAUUAAGUUUGUUUGAUUUGUGAAAAGCGUAUUGUAAUAGACGUCAUUUCGAAAGGAAAUGGAGUCCUCCAUGCUGCCAGCAAGGAAAAAAGGAUGCUAUGACAAAAAAAUAAAAUAAACAAUGUAUGGAUUCAGCUUCUCUUCUUGAUAUCGGGCUGAUAUUCUGCUCAUUUGGGAGUUUAUGCACUUGUAUGGUGAUUAUUGUAUUUUUUUUUUAGCUCAGAUGUACCCACUUUUUCACUGUUUUUGCACUAGCUCUUUUUAAAUCACUAGAAGAAUGCUGCUUUUUGUAUCAUAUAUAUUUUUAGUUGCAGAGAAAACGGCAGCUGGAGACUGAGCGCAGGAUCAGCCGUGUUUUGUUUUUUUCUUCAGGUAAACAAGACGAGGAGCAGAUUCAGAAAUCUAGAGAUUCAGGAGCAGCUCAGACUAGGGAUCGACCCAUACUGGUUUUUCAAUGCCGAUGCAGGUACUGAUUAUUAGUAGUUAAUGAGACAGAUAACCGAUAUUUGGAACCAAAAUGCAUUCACAGUCAAAAUGAAAAUGUUAAAGUCAAAAUUAAGAUUUUGGAAUGUUACAUACUCCAACACAAAACUGUGUUUAAAGGCUUUGAGCCACUAUUUAAUAAAUGAGACAUGGCAGUCACUAUUAGUUUACAUGAUAUUUAACCCAAAACAAAGUUUUCAAAUGUACUCUAGAAAGGGAAAAAAAGAAAAAGGGGAAUCCUGUGUUGAUCUUUAAAUAGUCUUUUAAAAGAAAAACAGCAGAUAUAGAAAUCAGGAAAAAUCUCAGUUUGAAAGGUGAGGCGUUGCGAGACAUGUUGCAGUAUAAUCUCUUACUUGACGUUAUGUUUAUGCAGACAUAUUUGAACUGGCAAAAAAAAGAAUUAGUCAUUGAAUCAAUAUAAAGUAGAGAUACUGGAGUUUUGGUUUUGAGAUAAUUGUCAUGUUAUUUAUUUAUUUAUUUUAUCCAAUUUUAUCCGUUUUUUUUUUUUUUUUCCAUUCGAAUGUUCUUUUAGAAAAGAAAUGAUUUUAGUUUAACUUGACUCUCAAAUGUAUUUAAAAAAACAAAAAACGUUUUCUUUUCUUUUGAACACUAAUUAAAUGUAAAGAAUGUAAAGAAACUUACAAAAAUGAAUCAUAAGUGUUGAAUAAAUUUUGGAUGAUCC